UCACUGUUCAGUGGAAGUUUGGUCAUGUCUGGACUGCAGGGUGUUCGACUGCUGCUGCUGUGGGGCUGCGUCUGCCUCUGGCUGCCCAGCCUGGCUCGGGGGGCUCUGGUGAUUUCCGGGGACCAUGAAGCUCUGCAGGAGAUAAGAGGAGCUGCCAAAUCACUGCAGAAAAGAAGCACAAAUGAAGCCAAGGUGGAGGUGCACAGUGUGAAAGUUGACUGCACUGUGAUGUCUCGUUUCGCUCACACCGUCAUGACCUCCAAGGCUCUGAAUAAAGCAAACUUCUCGCAGGAAAUCUUCUUUGAAGUGGAGCUGCCCAAGACGGCCUUCAUCACUAACUUCAGCAUGGAAAUUGAGAGCCAGGUGUAUGUUGGGCAAGUGAAAGAAAAAGAGAAAGCCAAGAAACAGUACGAGAAGGCUGUGUCCUCUGGACAGACUGCUGGACUGGUCAAGGCAUCUGGAAGAAAGAUGGAGAAGUUUUCAGUGUCUGUCAACAUUGCAGCUUACAGCAAUGUGACUUUUAUUCUGACCUACGAGGAGCUCCUUCAGAGGAAACUGGGCCAGUACGAGAUCCUGACUCGAGUUAAACCUAAACAACGGGUCCAGGAGUUUCAGAUUGUGACAAACAUCUAUGAGCCUCAGGGCAUUUCUUAUGUGGAUACUCACGCAACCUUUCUCACCAACGAGCUGCUCCCCCUGGUGGAGAAGACUGUCACAGACAACAAGGCCCACAUCUCUUUCUCACCAACUAUGGAGGAGCAGAGGAAGUGUCCAGAUUGUGACGGAACGCUGAUUGAUGGAGAUUUUAUCAUCAAGUACGAUGUGAACCGAGCAAAGAGCCUCGGGGACAUUCAGGUUGUGAAUGGAUACUUUGUGCACUUCUUUGCUCCCCCUGACCUGCCCAGAGUCCCAAAAAAUGUGGUGUUUGUGAUAGACAGGAGCGGAUCAAUGAGUGGAAGAAAGAUAGAACAGACGCGACAGGCAUUGCUGUCCAUCCUUAAAGACAUCCACGAAGAGGACUACUUUGCCCUCAUUAUAUUUGAUCAUGGCUUUCAGACUUGGAGGGAAUCCCUUACCAAAGCGACCAAGGAAAACGUGGCUCAAGCAAUGGAAUACGUCAGAAAUAUACGCAUCGGUGGAUCAACCAAUAUCAAUGAUCCAUUGUUGAAAGGUGUGGCAAUGCUGGUCAAAGACAGGCAGGAGAAGAGGAUCCCAGAGAGGAGCGUUGAUAUGAUUAUUUUACUCACCGAUGGAAAUCCAGAUGGUGGAAGGUCUGCCAUACCACGUAUUCAGGAGAACGUGCGUUCUGCUAUUGGAGGAAACAUGUCUCUGUUCUGUCUGGGAUUCGGAAACGACGUUGAGUACUCCUUCCUGGAUUUGAUGAGCAAACAAAACAAGGGAGUGGCUCGCAGAAUCUUUGAGGGUUCAGAUGCAGAACUGCAACUUCAGGGUUUCUAUGAGGAGGUGGCCAGCCCUCUGCUCUCAGAGGUGGACCUGCGUUAUCCUGAAAACUCAGUGGACUUCCUGACUACCAACCACUACAGCCAGUUGUUUAACGGCUCAGAGAUUGUGGUGGCUGGUCGGCUGAUGGACAAUGACCUGGACAACUUCAUGGUGGAAGUGUUUGGCCAAGGGUUUGAGGAGGACUUCAGAGUGCAGGGCCAGCCCAGUGCUGUGGACUGGGACGUGAUAUACCCAGAUGAGGACUACAUUUUCGGAGAUUUCACAGAGCGUCUGUGGGCUUAUCUCACCAUCCAGCAGCUACUGGAGAAGAGCAAAAGUGGUGCCACAGACGAGAAACAAAACGCCACAGCAAAGGCCCUGGAAAUGUCUCUGCAUUACAGCUUUGUCACCCCUCUCACCUCCAUGGUGGUCACCAAACCUGAAACUGAGGAUGGGACAGACACUCCUCUCAUUGCUGACAAACUGACUGAGGAGCAAAGACAACAGGCAGAAAGAAUGUCAUACCACCAUGCACCCCCAUCAUAUGGUUACCGUCCAUCAUCACCCACAUAUUUAGUGGAUGGAGAUCCUCAUUUCAUGAUAGAGCUCCCUGACAGAGACGAUGCUCUGUGCUUCAAUAUCAACGAAAUGCCAGGAACCAUUUUCAACCUGGUCAGAGACCCAGAACAAGGUAUUUUGGUCAAUGGUGAGAUCAUCGGAGACAAGAAACUGCCCCCUGAUGGUAAAAUUAACACCUAUUUUUGGCGUUUUGGCAUCAUCCACCAGACUCUGGGGGUGAGGCUGGAGGUUAGCACUCAGGAUAUCUCAGUGCUCCAGGACGGCAAACGGGUCAAACUGCUGUGGUCUGAUACAGCUUCCUUAAAGGAACCAAAUGUGGAUCUCCUCUUGACCAAAGACCGCAGCUUAACAGUGACUCUGAAGGAUUCAGUUAAGUUUGUCGUCCUGCUUCACAAAGUGUGGGCGAAGCACCCAUACCACCGGGACUACUUGGGUUUCUACACCCUGGACAGCCAUCUUCUGUCCCCUUCUGUUCACGGCCUGCUAGGUCAGUUCUACCAUGGGAUUGAAUUUGAGGUGUCAGAGCUGCGUCCAGGUGAAGUCCCGGAGAAACCUGACGCCACUAUGUAUGUGAAAGGACAAGAGCUCAAUGUGACCAGAGGCUGGCAGAGAGACUUCAGGAGGGACAUCAAGAACGGAGAAAAUGUUCCCUGCUGGUUCGUUCACAGUAAUGGAACAGGCCUCAUUGAUGGAGAUGUAGCAGACUACAUUAUGUCAGGCCUUUUUAAAACAUAUUAAGAUCCGCCUGCAAUUACACCAUUGAUGCUCUGACAUCUUGUACUCAGGGGCGACCAGGCUUGAUCCACAGCAAUUUAUGGACUUUUCACAGUUUCUAUCAGUGUUCUUGCUGAAAUCAUUACAAUGGUAAGCAAACCUAUCUCAAAAUAGUGAGAGGUACUGGGAGACAGCCUCAGCAAUCAUUUGUAUUGAAAUAAACAUACAGAGCUCUUAAA
Messenger RNA from Plectropomus leopardus (leopard coralgrouper), 2975 nucleotides. Its product is annotated as inter-alpha-trypsin inhibitor heavy chain H3-like. The record is from RefSeq and is a predicted model, not a curated record. Gene Ontology annotation, biological process: hyaluronan metabolic process. NCBI's taxonomy places the organism in Eukaryota, Metazoa, Chordata, Actinopteri, Perciformes, Serranidae. Gene Ontology annotation, molecular function: serine-type endopeptidase inhibitor activity.